AGAGUCACAGUUUGCUGUUCCCUGGUCUUCUAUCUACACCUUCGUCUUACCUACUCUCUGUAGGUUUUGGAAAUGGAGAGGUACUUGAAGAAGGACUUUGAUGUACAGUCCAAGCACUCAUCGGAAGCGGCGCUUAGGCGAUGGAGAUCUGCGGCCACAAUCGUCAAGAAUCGCCGGAGACGCUUCCGCGAUAUCGCAAAUCUCCACAUGCGAUCAGAGGCGGAAAAGAAGAAACUCAAAAUCCAGGAAAAAAUUCGAGUUGCUCUUUAUGUUCAAAAGGCGGCACUGCAGUUUAUUGAUGCUGGUGGUCGAGUUGAACACAGGCUCUCAGAAGAGGCAAGGGAAGCAGGCUUUGGUAUUGACCCAGAUGAACUUGCCUCCAUAGUUCGUGGCCAUGAUAUCAUGGGCUUGAAAGCCCAUGGUGGACUCGAAGGACUUGCAAGGAAAGUUCAUGUUUCACUUGAUGAAGGUGUGAAAUCAAGUGACAUAGCUACGAGGCAAAAUAUCUAUGGCCUCAACCGUUACACUGAGAAACCUUCAAGAACUUUUCUAAUGUUUGUGUGGGAUGCACUGCAUGACUUAACACUAAUCAUCCUUAUGAUUUGUGCUGUGAUUUCUAUAGGAGUAGGCCUUCCCACUGAAGGAUGGCCAGAGGGUAUGUAUAGUGGGGUAGGAAUCCUAGUUAGUAUAUUUUUGGUAGUCCUGGUUACUGCAAUCAGUGACUAUAGACAAUCUCUGCAAUUCAGGGAUCUGGAUAAGGAAAAGAAAAAGAUUUUUGUCCAGGUCACUAGAGAUGGAUAUAGACAAAAAAUUUCUAUUUAUGACUUGGUUGUUGGAGAUAUUGUUCAUUUAUCUAUAGGAGACCAAGUUCCUGCUGAUGGGGUUUUUAUAUCAGGAUACAGCUUGUUGAUUGAUGAGUCAGGCUUGUCUGGGGAGAGUGAACCAGUCCACAUAUCUGAAGAAAAACCGUUUUUUCUUUCAGGAACUAAAGUGACAGAUGGUUCAGGGAAGAUGCUGGUGACUACGGUUGGUAUGAGGACUGAAUGGGGAAAGUUAAUGGAAACUCUGACUGAGGGUGGGGAUGAUGAGACCCCGCUUCAGGUGAAGCUGAAUGGUGUUGCUACAAUUAUUGGUAAGAUUGGUUUGGCUUUUGCUGUGCUGACUUUUGUGGUCUUGGUUGUAAGGUUUCUCGUGGAAAAAGCACUUCGCAAAGAGUUCACAGAUUGGUCUUCAAGUGAUGCACUGACACUUCUGAACUAUUUUGCUAUUGCGGUAACUAUAAUUGUUGUUGCUGUUCCAGAAGGAUUACCAUUGGCAGUGACUUUGAGCCUUGCCUUUGCAAUGAAAAAAUUAAUGAAGGAGAAGGCACUUGUGAGACAUCUAUCUGCAUGUGAGACAAUGGGUUCUGCUAGUUGUAUUUGCACAGAUAAGACAGGAACAUUAACUACAAAUCACAUGGUAGUUCAUAAGAUAUGGAUCUGUGGAAAAGCUGAAGAGAUAAAAGGUAGUGAGAGUGCAGAUGGAUUGAAAUCAGAAAUAUCUGGAAGAGUUUCAAGCAUCCUUUUGCAGGCUAUAUUUCAAAAUACCAGUUCUGAGGUGGUCAAGGACAAAGAUGGAAAGAAUACCAUCUUAGGAACACCAACUGAGUCAGCAUUGCUAGAGUUUGGUUUGCUUUUAGGUGGUAAUUUUGAUGCACAACGCAAAGAAAAUAAGAUAGUUACAGUUGAGCCUUUCAAUUCUGUCAAGAAGAAGAUGUCUGUGCUUGUGGCUCUUCCUGAUGGCAGAAUCCGAGCUUUUUGUAAAGGUGCAUCUGAGAUAAUCUUAUCCAUGUGCAACAAGAUUGUUAAUUAUGAUGGAGAAUCUAUUCCUCUCUCGGAAGUACAGGAAAGGAAUAUUACUGAUAUUAUAAAUGGUUUUGCAUCUGAAGCCUUGAGAACCCUCUGCUUGGCUUUCAAAGAUUUGGAUGAUCCUUCCAAUGAAAAUGACAUCCCAACUUAUGGCUAUACGUUGAUAAUGGUUGUUGGGAUUAAGGAUCCAACGCGUCCUGGGGUCAAAGAUGCUGUUCAAACUUGUUUAGCAGCUGGAAUUGCUGUCCGGAUGGUCACUGGUGACAAUAUAAACACAGCCAAAGCUAUAGCUAAAGAAUGUGGCAUACUAACAGAGGAUGGUUUGGCCAUAGAAGGACCUGAAUUUCACAGCAUGAGUCUUGAGGAGAUGAGGAAAAUAAUACCAAAAAUUCAGGUCAUGGCUCGGUCUUUGCCUUCAGACAAGCACACUUUGGUAACCCAUCUCAGGAAAUUGUAUGGUGAGGUUGUUGCAGUGACAGGUGAUGGGACAAAUGAUGCACCGGCUUUGCAUGAGGCUGACAUUGGGCUUGCCAUGGGCAUAGCUGGAACAGAGGUUGCCAAAGAAAAUGCUGAUGUCAUCAUAAUGGACGAUAAUUUUGCCACUAUAGUAAAUGUAGCCAAAUGGGGCCGUGCAGUAUAUAUAAACAUUCAAAAGUUUGUGCAGUUCCAGUUGACCGUUAAUGUGGUUGCGCUUGUAGUAAAUUUUGUUUCUGCGUGCAUCUCAGGAUCUGCCCCCUUUACGGCUGUCCAGUUGCUUUGGGUCAACUUGAUUAUGGACACUCUCGGUGCAUUGGCAUUGGCGACAGAACCUCCAAACAAUGCGCUAAUGGAAAGGCCUCCUGUUGGGAGGAGUGUGAGUUUUAUCACCAAGACCAUGUGGAGGAAUAUUAUCGGUCAGAGUAUAUAUCAACUGAUCGUCAUCGGAGUCAUCAGUGUUUAUGGGAAGCGGCUUUUGAGACUUAGUGGUUCAGAUGCAAGUGAUAUCAUUGAUACUUUCAUAUUCAACACCUUUGUGUUCUGCCAGCUGUUCAAUGAAAUAAACAGCCGUGAUAUUGAGAAGAUAAACAUUUUUCGUGGUAUGUUUGACAGCUGGAUAUUUAUCAUAGUCAUGGUCUGCACAGUGGCAUUCCAAAUAAUUAUAGUUGAGCUCCUGGGCACCUUUGCAAGCACUGUGCCCCAAAGUUGGCAACUAUGGAUAUUGAGCAUCUUGAUCGGAGCGGUAGGCAUGCCUGUUGCAGUUGUUUUAAAAUGCAUCCCUGUUUCAAUCCCAGUUGAAACAGGCAGUUUUAAGCAGCAUGAUGAUUACGAGGCACUACCUAGUGGACCAGAACAGGCAUGAGGAGAAAGAUUUCUAAUGCCGUGAUUCUGAGCUCUGGUAAGAAUUAGUGAAGGUGAAUUGGGUAGAGUGGUUAGGCGUGCUUCACAUGUAUUUGAGGGAAAGCAAAACAAAGGUGAAUACAUCACGCCAUGCCUUUCUUCUUUGUUUUGUUUUCCCUCAAAAACAUGUAAAAUAAGCACUAUACUUAUUUCACCUCCGCCACCUUCUCUCCAGAGCUCAGAAACAGGAACUAGAAAAAUCAACCCAACCCUACAUCACACAAUAUUGGUCUUUUCUUACUUCCCUUUGUUUUCUCUCAAAUAUAUGUGAAACAGGUCAAUUAAAAUUCUAUCCCAACACCCAUUGAAGUAGUUCUAUCUCUUGAUGUUCAAAAUGCUAUUGUAAGUUCCUAACAAACUAGAGCUUCCGGUUCAUUUGGAUUGCAGUUGUUCCGCUGUUCCUUUUUGCCUGCCACUGCGGUAAGCAAUUUUGUUCAAGCAUUUGAGGAUUUUCAGUAUAAUAAAAUUUUGUUGUGACUUAACAAUAGUAUGUUAUUAUCAAUUCUGAAAUCCCCAUUUGAAGGUUGGAGUAUGAA
This is a messenger RNA of Vitis riparia (riverbank grape), 3760 nucleotides long. Its product is annotated as calcium-transporting ATPase 4, plasma membrane-type-like. Gene Ontology annotation, biological process: calcium ion transmembrane transport. The transcript has 7 exons. Gene Ontology annotation, molecular function: calmodulin binding; ATP hydrolysis activity; ATP binding. Lineage: Eukaryota; Viridiplantae; Streptophyta; Magnoliopsida; Vitales; Vitaceae. The record is from RefSeq and is a predicted model, not a curated record. Gene Ontology annotation, cellular component: intracellular membrane-bounded organelle; membrane. Bases 73 to 3186 code for a protein of 1037 amino acids.